Molecule: messenger RNA, 1516 nt
Organism: Cyprinodon tularosa
Lineage: Eukaryota; Metazoa; Chordata; Actinopteri; Cyprinodontiformes; Cyprinodontidae
Gene: dnajb13
Product: DnaJ heat shock protein family (Hsp40) member B13
Exons: 8
Coding region: 153-1103 (316 amino acids)
Cellular component (GO): cytosol
Molecular function (GO): protein-folding chaperone binding
Source: RefSeq, a predicted model, not a curated record
AUUCGUCACCAUAGAAACCAUUUUCAACAACAAUUAAGCCGUUUCUGCUCGUUAGCUUGAUUUCUAUCCACCGGGUUUUGUUUGGUGUUUCUCCAGAUUUUAUCUUUGGACUGUUUUGGUUGGUUUUAUUUUAUUUGUUUUUUCUCUCCACCAUGAGCUGCGAUUACUACGAGACGCUAGAAAUAAACAGACACGCAACAGACGCGGAGAUUAAAAAGGCAUACCGACGCCUCGCGCUGAAGUUUCACCCGAGCAGAAAUGUAGAAGCUGGAAGCAGCGAGAGAUUCCUUCAGCUGGGGGAAGCCUAUGAUGUCCUGAGUGACCCUAGAAAAAAAGCAACCUAUGAUAAAUUUGGUGAGGUUGGACUCAGAGAUGGCAUCCCUUUAGAGUUGGCCAGUGGAGGAGCUUGGUCCUCCAGAUAUAUUUACCACGGCAACCCUGAGAAAACCUUCAGACAGUUCUUUGGAGACAACAACCCCUUUGCAGACUUUUACACUACAGAGUCCCACCUUGAGUUUGACUUCCUGCACACAGGAGUUGAGAAGACUCAAGAUUCUCCUAUAGAGAGAGAUCUUAACCUGUCGCUGGAUGAUCUCUUCCACGGAUGCAUAAAGAAGAUCAAGAUAUCUCGCAGGGUUAUGAACGAAGAUGGACAAACCUCCAGCAUCAAGGACAAGAUUCUGACUAUAGACGUAAAGCCUGGAUGGAGGGAAGGAACCAAGAUCAUUUUCCCUAGAGAAGGCGAUCAGGGACCAAACAGCAUUCCUGCAGAUAUUGUGUUCAUAGUGAGGGAGAAGAUUCAUCAUCUGUUCAAAAGACAGCACAACGACCUCAUCUAUAAGGCCAGGAUCUCUCUGGAGAUGCAGGCGUUGACCGGCUGUUCUGUGGAUGUGCAGACACUAGAUGGCAGGCUGCUCACCAUUCCUGUCAACGACAUCGUGCACCCUUCGUACAAAAAAGUGCUGAGUGGAGAGGGAAUGCCGCUGCCCAAGGAUCCUUCCCAGAGAGGAGACCUCAUCAUUGCCUUUGAUAUCUCAUUUCCAGAGAAGCUCUGCCCUGAAAACAAGCGUCUGAUCAAAAAAGCUCUAUGCAGCAGGAGCUGAAAGCAGUUUGAUUUAAUGUAAAAAGAGUGGAGUAAAAAAAGUUUUAUUAGGUUUGAGCUGAGAGAUAAAGGCAGCUGUGUUACAACAGCAGGAAUACUUCAGUUGUUAUAAUAAAGUUGUGCAGCUGUGAUUGGCUGCCAUCAAAGCCCGCUUUAGCUGCUCAUAUGUGACAAACAUCACCACGUUCCAGGAGCCCAGCCGUAAGAAUGAGGGCAUGAACCUAAACCAGGAGAAAACAGAAAAACAAGAUUAUUUCAUCACAUAAAGAACAGGAAAUCCCUCAGUUCAGUGAAACAGUGGAGAAACAUCAGAGGUGGGUAGAGAACAGAAACAUCUCAACUAAGAGAAGCAUUACUUCAGAUAUUUUCACUAACGCAACAUUAUAAGGAAGCCACCUACUAAAAAAAUUAAGU